AUUACAAACAAUUUGUCGCCUAAGUGGAAAUCAGUGUACUACACAAAUUAUUAAGCCAAAGAUGAAGAGAUUAAUUCGGGCAUUUUCAACUGCUUUGGUGAUUUUCUUUUACAUAACUGAAAGUUAUUCUUUGGAGUGCUAUUCCUGUGCAACUUUAACAAACUCAUCCAAUAAUUGCGAAAUGAUAGAUUCUCAUACGGAUAAUGAAACAUGCGCGGAGAACGUCACACACUGUGUGUCAAUACUAUCAUUUGAUACAAUAACAAGAAAAUGCGCUACAAACAAUACAAUCUGUGAUCAACAAACAGAAGGCACACAAUGUCUUGAAUGUACUUCAGAUUUGUGUAACAAUCAUACAUUCAGCUUAAAUGGAACUAAUGCUACUAUUCCUACAACAACUGUUCCAGUUAAUAAUACUAACAGUACAAUUUAUAAUAUGACUACCAUAUCACCAAUCCAUAAUACUACAAAUACAACUAUUCCAAAGAACAAUACUAUAUAUACCAAAGGGAGUGCAGCAGGAUUGCAGAGUCAAAUUUUACCAUUAAUUAUUUGUAUCAUGAGUAUAAUGUUAAAUGCUGAUAAACUCUUCGCUGAUUAAAUAAUA
Molecule: messenger RNA, 607 nt
Organism: Diorhabda sublineata
Lineage: Eukaryota; Metazoa; Arthropoda; Insecta; Coleoptera; Chrysomelidae
Exons: 3
Coding region: 62-601 (179 amino acids)
Source: RefSeq, a predicted model, not a curated record